UUAGCAUGGAUGGAACCGCUGUAAGAAAGAAAAAAUUAUAGCUCCAUCUUUCUGUAAUUUGCCUAGCACUUACAAGGACUCGCUCCUGGAGAAAUGGAGAAAGAUGCCACAAGGACGAGCGGCUGUUAACCAUUUAUCAAGCAUCGCAUUACCCAUCGACAGCACCUUGUUCGUCUACCUCAAGAAGAAUAUUCGUAAGUGCCAAUAAUCCGGAAGACACCUAUACAUCAACAUCAGACUCCUAGAAGCCAUAUUGCCGGAGCUGCGCCGGCAUCAUAUGGCUUUGUUAUGGGUCGCCUUGAUCAUGCAUUCCCAUAUAUUACCAGUUCCAAGCUACAUCAGGUUCAUCAUCGGCCAAUUCCUACCUCAGUCGGUUUCUUGCUGAAUCUCGGUUUCAUCAUGCCCUGUAAUUCAAGUUUGAAGGUACAGUACAUAGGUCCCCGGUGCAGAGGAACAAAUGCGCGUCUCUUGCUCAAGCAAGGAGGCCUGGAGGCUGCAUUGGCGGUGGUCAGAAGGACAUAUUUCCAUACUAAAACACGACAGCUCUGCUGGUCGAUCACCCAAUCCGCUGUUUCAAAUUUCUCCCGUCCAUGUCACUCCAUUAUUUCCGACAUCUGCCACAGCAGUCAAGGGUUUUUAGGUGUCUGUGUGAGCCCUGGCCCUCACCAGGUUAAAAAAAAUCCAUCAUGAAAGGAGGGGCCACCAGCGCUACUCCGCGGAGGGAGUAGACUACCUCGAAUGCAGUGUAUUGAGUUCCAGGUACCAGAAAGUCGAUGCCACUCUGGACGACAGUGAGACCC
Molecule: messenger RNA, 800 nt
Organism: Fusarium redolens
Lineage: Eukaryota; Fungi; Ascomycota; Sordariomycetes; Hypocreales; Nectriaceae
Exons: 1
Coding region: 289-690 (133 amino acids)
Source: RefSeq, a predicted model, not a curated record